Dermatophagoides pteronyssinus (European house dust mite) is the source of this 616-nucleotide messenger RNA. RefSeq names its product mitochondrial ribosomal protein L14 (gene mRpL14). Gene Ontology annotation, biological process: translation. Gene Ontology annotation, molecular function: structural constituent of ribosome. The record is from RefSeq and is a predicted model, not a curated record. Gene Ontology annotation, cellular component: ribosome; mitochondrion. NCBI's taxonomy places the organism in Eukaryota, Metazoa, Arthropoda, Arachnida, Sarcoptiformes, Pyroglyphidae.
UCUGAUACAAAAUACAAUAGCCAAAAGUGGUGGUUAUAAUCAUCAAUCUAUCGAUACUAUCGAUAUUGUUCCGCAUGUGUUUGUUAUCCAGAAAAACACCUUGAUCAUCAUCAUGUCUCGUCAAAUAUCAAAUCAUCUGGUCAGACAUGUUCCAUCAUGGACAAUGACAUCAUCGGUGAAACAACUGCAUACGACCGUACCAAUGCAAUGGGUACAGAAACAGACUAGAUUACGUGUUGUGGAUAAUUCCAAAUUGGGCCGUGAAGCUAUGACCGAAGGCAAACCAGUCAAAUGUAUUCAUGUCUACAAAAAAAAUGCCAAAAUUCAGGAUGGUCAAUUGGGCGAUAAGGUUCUGGUCACUAUCAAAGGCCAGAUGAAACGAGGUUACGUUGUUGGACUGGUUGCCGAACAACGACCAAUGAUACCGAAAUUCGAUACCAACAAUGUUGUUCUCGUCGAAAACAAUGGCAAUCCUUCGGGUACCCGCGUAGUCGUGCCGAUACCCAAUUAUCUACGUAGUAAAGGAGCCGAAUUGGCUAAAAUUGUAGCCAUUUCUAGUCGCUUUGUGUGAUAUUUUUAAAUUAUCUAAAUAAAACCCUUUUUGAAUGAUUGACAA